AAUGGGGCGGGCCAGGGGGGAAAGCGCGGUCUCCUCCCGACAUCGCGUUGGGGAACCAGCCAGGGAAAAGACUGAAUGGUCCGUGGGUCGGACUUCUGUCGUUGGUCGACUCCGAGUCUCAUCCGGCCGUGUCGUUGAGCGCCACCUGCUCGCUGCAGAGGAGUCAACGGAAGUGGACCUACCCAAGGGGCGUCUCCCGCCAGCUCUCGAUGCGCCCUGCCUUCGCGGGGUCGGUGGUCCUUGCCUCCCCGGGAGCGCCCCUGACUCAGGGCCGGUGACUCCUAAACAGCUCAGGCGGGGCAGGGGCUACGGGCUGUGCCAUGGGGUCCCGAGGUACCGCGCCUGCCUCCACAGGAUGUUCCUGUAUUUGGGCUGGAACCUAGUGACCGCGGUGACCCAGGGUUACACGUCUAUGCAUGUAUUUGCUUGUUUGUCUACUCAAGAGCGCAAUCUUAACAAGCAGAGCACGGUCGUAGCGGGAUUCCCGUGCUGCAGAGAGCUUACUCCAUAGGAGCAAACUGUUGAGUUGUUGAAAACACAAAUGCUGUUAUUUGUGCAUGGUGACUGAGAACAACAAUGCUAUGAAUCCUGGCUAUUUACUUGGAUCAAGUGAUUUACAUUGGCCAGGUGUUUUUGUUUAGUUUCUUUCCCCGUAUUUUGGACAUCCAGAAAAAGUAUCCAUACUCUUAGGUGUUUGGAGACAGGAUUUACAGUCAAUGCGAGUCCUUUAGGAUGGAACAUGGCAUAAAAUCAGAGUCGUCAGUUAUCAUUUAAGUGAUUGAAGCCUGGACAGCUUGGGAAAGAAUUCUGAAGGUAUGGAUGAUAAAGGUGACCCAAGCAGUGAGGAAACUCCUAAGGCUAUCAAACCCACAAGUAAGGAAUUUAGGAAAACAUGGGGGUUUCGAAGAACCACCAUUGCAAAACGAGAGGGUGCUGGGGAUGCCGAGUUAGACUCUCUGGAUCAGCAGCCCCAGCAGCAGCAGAGCCUUUCCCUGCGACGCAGUGGGAGGCAGCCAAAGAGGACUGAGAGAGUGGAAGAGUUUCUGACAACAGUCCGACGCAGAGGAAGGAAGAAUGUUCCUGUUUCUCUGGAGGAUUCCAGUGAGCCAACGUCUUGCCCAGUUACAGAUGUUGAAACAGCCUCUGAAGGGAGUGUAGAGAGCACCUCUGAAAUGAAAAGUGGACCCAGGAGUGGCUCAUUGGGUAUGAAGGAACCACUAGCCUCCUCUGCAAAGGCCACAGGAGUUGAUGAUGAGGAAGACACAUCUGAUAGUGACAGUGAUGGACUGACUUUGAAAGAACUUCAGAAUCGCCUCCGAAGAAAGCGAGAACGAGAACCUUCUGAGAGGCCCCUGAAAGGGAUCCAGAAUCGCUUGAGGAAGAAGCGACGUGAGGAGGACCCUGCAGAAAAUGUGGAUAAUGAGGGGGUCAGUGCCUUGGAGAGCUCAGUGACCAGCAAACAGGAGCCUGAGGCUGACCAGGAGGCUGUUUCCCAGGCAACAAAUGAGGACAAAGAGAGUGUAUUGGAAGGGAAAGUAGCCCAGGAAGUUGAAGAUGACGAGCCUGAAGACUUGGGCAAACACAAAUCUGAAUGUGAGGUGUAUGAUCCCAACACCUUGUAUUGCAUAUGUCGGCAGCCUCAUAACAACAGGUUUAUGAUUUGCUGUGAUCGGUGUGAAGAAUGGUUUCAUGGUGAUUGUGUUGGCAUUUCUGAGGCACGAGGGAGGCUCUUGGAAAGGAAUGGGGAAGACUACAUCUGCCCAAACUGCACCAUUCUGCAAGUGCAGGAUGAAACUAACUCAGAAGUCACGGACCAGCAGGAGAUAAAAUUUAGACCUAUUGAUGCUGAUGGCAUAGACUGUACAAGUAUAGGAACAAUAGAGCAAAAAUCUAGUGAAGACCAAGGAAUAAAAGGCAGAAUUGAGAAAGCUGCAAACCCCAGUGGCAAGAAGAAACUCAAGAUCUUCCAGCCUGUAGUAGAGGCUUCUGGUGCCUCAAAAUGUAUUGGCCCUGGGUGUUCCAGCGUGGCACAACCUGAUUCUGUGUACUGCAGCAAUGACUGCAUCCUAAAGCAUGCUGCAGCUACUAUGAAAUUCCUAAGUUCAGGUAAAGAACAAAAACCAAAAGCUAAAGAAAAGACCAAGAUGAAGCCAGAAAAGCCCAUUCUUCCUAAAUGUAGCGUCCAGGCAGGCAUUAAAAUCUCUUCUGUACACAAGAGACCAGCUGCAGACAAGAAAGAAAAUACCCUGAAGAAGGUGGUGGUGGCUCUGCCAAGAAGCGAGGUCCUUAUGAAGGAAGCCACAUGUGAAAGCAGCACACCAUCCUGGGCCAGCGACCACAAUUACAAUGCAGUAAAGCCAGAAAAGACACCUGCCCUCUGGCCAACCCUGUUGUGUAAAUCAUCCAAGGAGGACAGGCGAGUGGAAGAAAAGUCAGCUAUGGCAGCUGCAGCACCCAAGAAAAUGGCUCUUCCAGGCUCCUCAGUGGGUGGCAAACAACCUAUACCUAGAAAUCUCCUUCCAAAGAAGUCUUCAUUCACAAACGUAGCAACAGUCAAACCUACUGUGAAGAAGUCCUCAGGUUUCAAGGGCACUAUCCCCAAGAGACCAUGGCUCUCAGCUGCCCCAGUGAGCAGUGCCUCUGCUGCCAAGCAGGCAAGACUUACACCUGGCACUGCUAUGUCUGCUUCCAGAAAGUUGCCCAGUUCUGCUUCAUUGGUUGGAGCUGUUCGCAAAUCAGGGACUACCUCUGUUUCUCUGACCUCUACACCCACAGGACGACUGGGAGGCACUAGCCCUGCCCCAUCACAGCCAAAUUCACAAAUUCGGCAAAAUAUAAGACGCUCCUUGAAAGAGAUUUUGUGGAAAAGAGUCAGUGACAGUGAUGACUUAAUUAUGACUGAAAAUGAAGUGGGAAAGAUUGCACUCCACAUUGAGAAGGAGAUGUUUAACUUGUUUCAAGUUACAGACAAUCGAUAUAAAAGUAAAUAUCGCAGCAUCAUGUUCAACCUCAAGGAUCCUAAAAAUCAGGGACUUUUCCACCGUGUCCUGCGUGAAGAAAUCUCUUUGGCUAAACUUGUGAGAAUGAAGCCAGAAGAACUUGUAUCUAAAGAGCUUUCCAUGUGGAAAGAGAGACCUGCAAAAUCUGUAAUAGAGUCCAGAGCAAAGAUUCAUAAUGAAAGUAAGAAGACAUCCAUUAAACAGGAGAACAUUCCUGACAUGGAAGAUUCUCCACCUGUAUCAGAUUCAGAUGAACAAGAAUUGGUGCGGGCUGUCCCUGAGAAAAGUGCAGCACCUCUCCUCGAUAUCUUCAGCAACAUGUUGAAAGAUACAACAAGUCAGCACCGUGCACAUCUUUUUGAUCUGAACUGUAAAAUUUGUACAGGUCAGGUUCCAUCAUCAGAAGAUGAACCAGCUCUGAAAAAACAGAAGUUGUCAACUUCCAUUAAGAAAGAAGAGUCAAAAUCCAAGUUUGAAGGUGCUUCCUCAGAACCAGUACUUAACUCAGCUGAUGACAUGCUGCCAGAAACUCUGCCUGAAAAUGCUUCUGAACCAGAACUUGAAAGUGAUUCUCCUGCUCAUAUGGAGAGAAAGUACUUCCCUGUGCCUUCAGGUGACCCUGAGCCCUCCACCCUGGAAGUCUCCUCCUACCCGGCCUCCUGUGUGGCUGAGGUGGUUACUACAGUCACAAUGUCUGGCAGAGAUCCUAGGACUGCAUCAAGUGGGCUGAGCACAGUCCCUACAACAGCCCGCCUGGACAAUACACACCUGAUGGAACCCCGACAAGACAUGCCGAAACCAAGCACGAUCUCUGUGACAGUACCCAAGUCCAUACUUGCCAAGCCAUCAUCUUCGCCUGAGCCGAGAUACCUCCUCUCAGUGCCACCAUCACCAAGCAUAGGCAUCUCAGAAUCACGGUCCCCCCCAGAAGGAGACACAACCCUGUUUUUAUCUCGACUCAGCACCAUUUGGAAAGGAUUUAUUAACAUGCAGAGUGUAGCAAAGUUUGUUACUAAGGCAUACCCCGUCUCUGGAUGUUUUGAUUACCUCAGUGAGGACCUACCUGACACGAUUCAUAUUGGUGGGAGGAUCGCACCAAGGACAGUGUGGGAUUAUGUUGGCAAACUCAAAUCUUCCGUAUCUAAGGAACUGUGUCUGAUUCGAUUCCACCCUGCAACUGAGGAGGAAGAGGUGGCCUAUAUCUCUCUCUACUCCUAUUUUAGCAGUCGUGGCCGCUUUGGCGUUGUCGCUAAUAACAGCAGACACGUCAAGGACCUCUACUUGAUCCCACUGAGCGCUAAGGAUCCUAUUCCGUCCAAACUCUUGCCCUUUGAGGGCCCAGGUCUUGAAUCACCACGUCCAAACAUAAUUCUUGGUUUAGUGAUCUGUCAAAAAAUGAAACGUCCUUCAAAUGAAGAGAAGAUAGAGGAAAAACGGCCCCGCAUUCAAGCACCAGAAGAAAUGGAAACUUCUGUAUAUCCUAAGCUGCCACAGGCCCCACAAUCAGAGAAGAAGCCCCCCAAGUACCAGCCUUCUUCUGGUGACAUUGCUGGCAGCACUACACCCCCAGACUCUCCACCUCCACCACCCCCUCUCCCAGAACCACCUGUGGCACCAGCGUCAACAUCUGUGUUGAAAAUAAUGUCUUCCUUCAAGCCAGGUGGCACUAACACUGUCACACCAUCAACCACAACAGUGGCAGCCACAACUGUAUCAGCUGUUAACACCUCUGCUCCAAAAACAGCCUCACCCUUGGAGCACAUUCUGCAGACCCUUUUUGGGAAGAAGAAAGCCUUUGACCCUGCUGCCAAGGAGCCUGUGGAAUCAGCCUCCAACUCCACUUCCACCUCCACCCCCACCUCCACCCAAGACUGCAAAACCAAGGGUGAUGUGCUGCCAGCAGCACCCUUACUUGACCCAAUUGUCCAGCAGUUUGGUCAACUCUCCAAAGAGAAAGUGGUGGUGGAGGAGGAAGAGGAUGACAGGCCCUAUGACCCUGAGGAGGAAUACGGACCUGACAGGGUCUUCAGUGCUCAGCUAAUUGAGCCAGAGAAGCACCAGGACACCAACAAGUCUGCAGAGAGCACUGAACGGGAGGAAGUGGCUUAUGACCCAGAGGAUGAGACAAUUUUAGAAGAAGCCAAAGUCACCAUCGAUGACUUGCCCAACAGAAUGUGUGCUGAUGUGAAGGGUGUCUCUUCAGAGCAACCCACUGAAUAUUCUGCUGGCCUUGCUAAUCCCUCUCUAGUUGAGCAACAGAAAAUGAUAGAGGAGCUCAACAAGCAGAUUGAGGAACAGAAGAGGCAAGUUGAAGAGCAAGAAGAAGCUCUGAGGCAGCAAAGAGCUGCUGUUGGGGUUUCUAUGGCCCACUUCUCCGUGUCAGAUGCUCUGAUGUCGCCACCUCCCAAGUCAGUGCUGCCCAAAGCCGAGCUGUUUCCACAGGAGCAGCAGGCUGCAGGCAAAUCAGCCAUACCCCCAGCUUCUGGGCAGGCAGCAGCCCCAGGCUGCGACUCCAGGCCAAGUAGGGACCCCCGGCAAGCCCGGCGAUUGGCUGUUGAGAUUAACGAGGGGGAGGUCAACUUAAAGCCAGCAGCCCUGAGAGAAGCAGCUGAGGGAGUUGCUGCUCCAGAGCUAUCAUCCCAGAAAGAGGAGACAGGCCCUCAGCCAUGGAUUCCAGGGGAAGAAGCUCUGUUGCCCACCCCACAGGGCGGGCACACAGAGAGCCCUGCUCAGCCACCUGGAGAUGGGGCUUUUCCCCUGGCCACCGGUGGAGACUGUGUAGCCAGGCCUGCCCGCAAGGUACUGCUGCCCACACCCCCCUGCCCCGCUUUCCAACCCCACUUUCCUUUGCAGGGAGAUGGGCAGAAUUUCCAUCCUCCCCCAGGAAGGGAACCCUUCUCAGGCCCAGUGUUUACAUCUCAGGAAAUGGCUCUUGGCUCAGCUCCAUAUGAGGAUCCAAGAAAUGUUCAGUUUGCAGAAAAAGGUGACAAUUUAGUCACUGAAAUGGAAGGCAACAGAGAUCCACAGUCCAGACCAGGGGAGGGGCCCACUAUGUUCCCCACACCUGGACACAAAACGGGGCCUCCACCUCAAUUUCAGGGCAUGCGGGAACCUGUACCACGCACUUUUGGGAUGUCAGGGCUUCAUGGCCCCAGUUUCCCAGGACCCAGGGGGCCAGCCCCGCCAUUUCCAGAAGAGAAUGCUAUUCUUAGCAAUGAUGGGCCAAGAGGGCCUCCACCAGCCAGAUUUGGAGCCCAAAAGGGACCCAUUCCCUCCUUGUUCUCAGGACAACAGGGGCCACCUCCUUAUGGGGAUAAUAGGGGUCCCUCACCGUCUUACCUGGGUGGACCCAGAGGAGCCACACCACCCCAGUUCGAAGAACGUAAGGAUUCUCAUGGGGAGAAGCGAGAAUUCCAGGACGCCCCAUAUAAUGAGAUGACAGGACCACCUGCCCAAUUUGAAGGACCAGAUCAGGCCCCAUUUAUGGGGAACAGGGGUACAACACCUUUUCAGUACGGAGGCCAGAGAAGGCCCCUGCUGUCCCAGUUCAAAGGGCCCAGGGGAGGCCCUCCUCCCUCUCAGUUUGGAGGUCAGAGGGGCCCGCCUCCUGGCCAUUAUGUGGGCCCUCGUGGGCCACAUCCGGGUCAGUUUGAAACUGCCCGGGGUCCCCAUCCCAAUCAGUUUGAAGGACCCAGAGGUCAGGCACCAAAUUUCAUGCCUGGACCCCGAGGAAUGCAGCCUCAGCAGUUUGAGGAGCAAAGGGUCAACUCCCCACCACGGUUUGCCAAUCAGAGGGCGCCAGCACCUCUUCAGUUUGGUGGACCCAGGGGGUCUGCACCUUUUCCUGACAAAAAUGAACAGGGACCUCCAAGGUUCCACUUCCAGGGCCAGGCAUCUACAGGGAAGCCGGGACCCAGGCCCCUGCUGGAUCUCCCCAGUCACCCCCCACAGCACCGGAAGGACAGGUGGGAUGAGGGGGGCCCACCCUCUCUGCCUGCAGGCGGCCCUGGCCCGAGCCCUGAAAUGGAUACACAGUGGGCUUCAUCAGAUUUCCAUGAGGGUAAAGGUCAUGACUAUAGAAACCAAACAUUUGAGGGACGCCCAAGAGAGCGAUUUGAGGCGGGCCCCAAAGAAAAGGCAGCCGAAGACCCUGAGGUGCCACCACCUGACACCCGGCAGGGUCGAGCCUUUGAGGACCGCGGCAGGCGCGAGAGGGAGCAUGGCAAACCUUGGGACCGGGACCGGGAGCGCGGCCGGAACUGGAGCAGAGAGAGGGACUGGGACAGGGGCCGGGAGUGGGACCGCUACCGGGAGAAGGACCGGGAAUGGGACAAGGGCCGAGAGCGGAGCACUGGCAGGGAUAAGGAGAGAGACUGGGAGCGCAGCCGGAACCGAGACAGAGACAGGGAUCGGGACCGAAGGCGGGACCGAGACAGGUCCCGCAGCAGAGACAGAGAUCGGGACAAAGCCCGGGAUCGAGAUCGGGGCCGAGACCGCAAGGACCGCAGCAAAAGCAAGGAGAAUACCCGGGAGCCCAAGGUGGACACCCCUCGGGCCGAUGGCCAGAGCUAGCUUUCCCACAGCCCUUUUAAAAAGCCAGGUUCAUAAAAUGUUGAACAAAUUGUUUUUGAAGUUAUGAACUGAACUGUUGAAUAGAAUAUGCCGGACUUAAGAAAUUACUGUAAUUUUGUGUAUGAUGGUUUCUUACAAAUUUCCUAUCUUUAUGAUUCUAAUACUUUUUACAAAAAAAAAAAACACCUAGAAACUCUUAAUAUUUCCAUUUAAAAAUUACUAAAAUGGGAAGUAUCUACAAAAGCAUAUUGCUUUUUCAGAUUAUAAAGUUAUCUUUUUCAGUAACAUGUAAAUUUUAAGGGAAUUUCAGUGAUCCCAGAGCCACACCUCCACUAAUUUCUCUAGACUUACAUGUUCCCCAGAACUGUUUCUCCAGAUUGGACCAGUUCCCAAGAGCAUCUGGCAGGAGAUCAAGAUUAAACUCACAGCUCAGUAUCUAUGAAUGCAUUUUUCCUUUGUUGUAAAUCUGAAUAGCAAAUUUCAGCCAGUAAAUACAUUUCUUAGUUUUGCUCAUAAAGCCCUAUACAUUCUUUUCAGAAACAUGAUUUAAAAGUAACAUCUGUCCAAAUAGAAAGUUUGAUUUUACACAAAUUUAUUGGAAAAUGUUUAAAUUUUAUUAGCCUAAAGAAAUUGAGAAUCAAUUUCAUGUAAGUGUACUUUAAAACGAGUGAGUUUCUUUGAUUUGAAUAUUCAAGAAUGCUGUAUUUUACCAUCUGAGCAGUUCUUCCUUUCCUGAAGGCACCAGCUCCAAGCCUCUUCCCUUUUCCAGUGAUAAGUUGCUAUGUUUGCCAUGGAAAAUAGAACAAUAUUUGUAUAAAGUCCCAGGUGGAAAAUAGUGAUAUUUGUUCGAGAACUACAAAGUAGAAAGCGCUUCACUGUGAGAUACAGUACACUGCUUGUCAUGUAGUUUCCAAGCACUUCUGAAGUGUGAAAGAUAGAAAACCUUGCUAAUUUAUUUGACUGUACAAAUAUACUUUGAUAAUUUUUAUAUAUUUUCAUAAACUUUUGCAGAUGAAAAUUAGAGGAUUUCAUGUGUUCUUUGGGUCAAUUACUCCAUUGUAUAUCACUACAGAUUCUUUCUAUCACAGAUGUUUGAGUUGUAAAACAUCGAGAACUUAGCAAUUUGGAAUGAUUGCUAUUAUAACCGUGUUGUCAAUAGGUUAAAUUACAUUAAAGUAGUGUCAAGUUCCAACAUCUAAUAUGAUGUGAAGAUUUUUUACAUGUAAAGCAAAUUUUUCUAAUUUAAAUACACAGAUGUAAAAAUCAAGUGUGUUUCUUUAGGUUUACUUGAUAGAAAUUUCUGUAAAUUGUAUUUUAUAUUGCAAAAUAUUAUAUCACUGUACAUUAAAAGAUGAAACUUCAUAGGUUUUGUUACUUGAAGUAGAAUAAACAUCUAAGAAGG
This is a messenger RNA of Erinaceus europaeus (western European hedgehog), 8973 nucleotides long. It is a transcript of the gene DIDO1, whose product is annotated as death inducer-obliterator 1. NCBI's taxonomy places the organism in Eukaryota, Metazoa, Chordata, Mammalia, Eulipotyphla, Erinaceidae. The transcript has 17 exons. The coding region runs from base 816 to 7571 and encodes 2251 amino acids. Gene Ontology annotation, cellular component: nucleus. Gene Ontology annotation, biological process: DNA-templated transcription; apoptotic signaling pathway. The record is from RefSeq and is a predicted model, not a curated record.